Drosophila virilis is the source of this 1972-nucleotide messenger RNA. RefSeq names its product Acyl-CoA dehydrogenase very long chain (gene Acadvl). Gene Ontology annotation, molecular function: very-long-chain fatty acyl-CoA dehydrogenase activity; fatty-acyl-CoA binding; flavin adenine dinucleotide binding. The record is from RefSeq and is a predicted model, not a curated record. NCBI's taxonomy places the organism in Eukaryota, Metazoa, Arthropoda, Insecta, Diptera, Drosophilidae.
AUUGUUUACGUUUAGGUACAAAGUUCAGUUGUCUUGCUAAAAUGUUGAAAUUAAAUAGUUACGGAUCGCGCAAAUUAAUUUUAGAUAUUUAUAAAUAUCGAUUCUAUUCGGCUGCCGUCCCAAAAAGGAAACCCGAAAAUGAAGCUAGCAAGGAGCCCAAAAGGCCAAAUGAAUCUUUUAUGGCAAACAUAUUUCGUGGCACUUUGGUUUCGAAGCAAGUUUUCCCCUACCCCGAUGUCUUGACAUUGGAACAAAAGGAAACAACCGAUAGUAUGCUAGAUCCAUUUCAAAGAUUCUUCUCCGAUGUUAACAACGCUGCGCGCAAUGACGACAACUCCGUCAUCGACGAUAAUACGCUUAAGAACUUAUGGGAGCUCGGCGGCAUGGGCAUCCAGGUGCCCAGCGAAUAUGGCGGCCUGGGCAUGAACAAUACUCAGUACGCAAGGCUGUGCCAAAUAGUCGGAGCUAAUGACUUGGGACUGGGCAUUACCCUGGGCGCACAUCAGAGCAUCGGCUUCAAGGGUAUUCUGCUGUAUGGAACGCCCGAGCAGAAGGCGAAGUAUUUGCCCAAGGUAGCUUCUGAAGAGGUUUAUGCAGCCUUUGCUCUAACCGAGCCAAGCUCUGGAUCGGAUGCCAAUUCCAUACGCAGCCGCGCAGUCAAAAGUGCGGACAACAAGUACUAUAUUCUAAAUGGUUCCAAAAUAUGGAUUUCCAACGGCGGAUUAGCCGAGGUCAUGACAGUGUUUGCCCAAACCGAACAAAUCGACAAAAAGACUGGCGAAAAGAAAGAUAAGGUGACCGCAUUCAUUGUGGAGCGUUCCUUCGGCGGUGUCACCAGCGGUCCACCAGAGAAGAAGAUGGGCAUUAAGGCCUCAAACACGACCGAAGUUUACUUCGAGGAUGUUAAGAUUCCCAUUGAAAACGUUCUCGGCAAGGAGGGCGAAGGUUUCAAGGUGGCCGUCAACAUACUGAACAGUGGACGCUUCGGCAUGGGUGCCACCAUGUCGGGUACCAUGAAGAAGUGCAUUGAGAUUGCCACGGCACAUGCCAACAGUCGCGUGCAGUUCGGACAGAAGAUCAAAGAAUUUGGCACCAUUCAGGAGAAAUUGGCCAAAAUGAAUAUACUGCAAUAUGCCACAGAGUCGAUGGCGUUUAUGAUAUCGCAAAACAUGGACUCGGGCAGUCAGGAUUACCAUUUGGAGACGGCCAUAUCGAAGAUUUACUCCUCUGAGAGUGCUUGGCAUGUCUGCGAUGAAGCUAUACAAAUUCUUGGUGGCAUGGGAUUCAUGAAGGAGACUGGCUUGGAGCGCAUCAUGCGAGAUUUGCGCAUCUUCCGCAUAUUCGAGGGCACCAACGAGGUGCUACGCUUGUUUGUGGCUCUCUCCGGCGUGCAAUACGCCGGCAACCAUUUAAAGGAACUGCAGCGCGCGCUGAAAAAUCCAGCCGCCAAUCUAGGCUUCAUAUUCAAAGAGGCAUCCAGACGUGCAACAACAACAAUUGGCUUGGGUGGCACCGACUUGAGCACCUUUGUGGUGCCCGAAUUGCAGGAAUCUGCGAAGAGAACCGCCGCCUGCAUUGAUCUAUUUGGCCGGACCACGGAGGAGGUGCUAGUGAAAUACAACAAGAACAUCAUCAACGAACAGAUUAUAUUGAAUCACUUGGCGAAUGCCGCCAUCGAUAUUUACGCCAUGAUCGCAACGCUCUCGCGAGCAACUCGAACUGCGCAACUAAACCUGCCCACGGCGGAACAUGAACUUAACUUAACCAAAGCCCUGUCAAUUCAGGCAACCGAACGAGUAAACCAACAUUUGCGAAAGGCGAGCUCAGGCCAACUGCAAGCCGAAAACAAAUUAAUAUCGACAUUAGCAAAAAAGAUUUGUGAACAGGAUGGCGUACACUCGACCGGUGUCAUUGAUUUACAUUGAAUUUUAAGUUUUAGGACAAAGAGAUUGAACAACUAGAGAGAAACUAA